Messenger RNA from Xyrauchen texanus (razorback sucker), 4530 nucleotides. It is a transcript of the gene slc18a2, whose product is annotated as solute carrier family 18 member 2. The record is from RefSeq and is a predicted model, not a curated record. Gene Ontology annotation, molecular function: xenobiotic transmembrane transporter activity; serotonin:sodium:chloride symporter activity. NCBI's taxonomy places the organism in Eukaryota, Metazoa, Chordata, Actinopteri, Cypriniformes, Catostomidae. Gene Ontology annotation, biological process: transmembrane transport; xenobiotic transport; aminergic neurotransmitter loading into synaptic vesicle. The coding region runs from base 114 to 1667 and encodes 517 amino acids. Gene Ontology annotation, cellular component: synaptic vesicle membrane; terminal bouton. The transcript is spliced from 16 exons.
AAAACGCUCCGCAUCCAGCGUGCGUUUCACCCGAGAACUGACCGCAAAGCUCAAAACAAAUGUGCUUGUAAGGACCUUUCUCACUCGCUGUCGUGCAAUUGGAUUUGAUAAAAAUGGGACUAUUUGAUGCCCUACGAGAUUUUAAUUUAUUGACGUGGCUGAGAGAAGAAAGACAGUCUCGGAGGCUCAUUCUGUUUAUCGUUUUUAUAGCUUUGCUUUUGGACAACAUGCUUUUAACGGUGGUCGUGCCAAUAAUUCCCAGCUACCUGUACACAGUGGACGACGAGGCCUCCCAGGCAGCCCAGAAUCACUCCAUCUCCUCUCUUUCGCCAUCCAGCACAUUUCAGAGCAUUGUGUCUUUGUACGAUAACUCUACACGCUUGACUGGCUUCAGUCCCCAGAUGAGCACGUCUGGCCCAUUGAUCCCGGCCCCUGUUCAUAGCAUAACCCCUCUUCAAAACCAGUCUGAUUGCCCCAAAGCAGAUAAGCAGCUUCUGGAUGAGAAUGUGAAAGUGGGUCUGUUGUUUGCCUCAAAAGCAACAGUACAACUCAUCACUAACCCCUUCAUAGGACCCCUCACCAACAGAAUAGGCUACCAGAUCCCAAUGUUUGCUGGUUUCUGCAUCAUGUUUGUUUCCACCAUCAUGUUUGCGUUUUCAUCAAGCUACACGUUGCUGUUUUUGGCUAGAUCUCUACAGGGGGUUGGCUCGUCUUGUUCUUCUGUGGCAGGUAUGGGGAUGCUGGCAAGCGUUUACACAGAUGACGAAGAAAGAGGAAAUGCUAUAGGAAUUGCCCUGGGAGGACUAGCCAUGGGAGUUUUGGUUGGCCCUCCUUUUGGUAGUGUCAUGUAUGAGUUUGUCGGUAAGACGGCUCCUUUCCUUAUCCUGGCAGUGCUCGCUGUGCUUGAUGGAGCUCUGCAGUUGUUUGUUCUUCAGCCUUCGAAGGUUGAGCCAGAAAGCCAGAAAGGAACUCCACUAAUGACUCUCAUGAGAGAUCCAUACAUCCUCAUUGCAGCAGGUUCCAUUUGUUUUGCUAACAUGGCCAUUGCAAUGCUGGAGCCAGCUCUGCCCAUCUGGAUGAUGGAGACAAUGUGCCCCAGGAAAUGGCAGCUAGGGGUUGCAUUUGUACCUGCCAGUGUCUCAUAUCUUAUAGGGACCAACAUCUUUGCCAUUCUGGCUAACAAAAUGGGGAGAUGGCUGUGCUCACUUAUAGGGAUGCUGCUGGUUGGCGUCAGCAUUCUUUUUGUGCCUUUUGCAAAAGAUAUAUACGGACUCAUUGUGCCAAACUUUGGAGUUGGAUUUGCAAUUGGUAUGGUGGACUCUUCGAUGAUGCCGAUCAUGGGCUAUCUAGUAGAUCUGAGACACGUGUCUGUAUACGGCAGUGUGUAUGCCAUUGCUGAUGUUGCCUUCUGCAUGGGCUUUGCUUUAGGUCCAUCAGCAGGUGGAGCGAUCGCUCGGAGCAUCGGCUUCCCUUGGCUCAUGACCAUCAUUGGUGUGGUGGACAUCCUGUUCGCUCCUCUCUGUUUCUUCCUGCGCAAUCCUCCCGCCAAUGAGGAAAAGAUGGCCAUUUUGAUGGACUCUAACUGUUCGAUGAGGACACGUUCCUACUCCACCCAGGGCUCCAGCUACCAAAUGGGUGACGAUCUGUAUCUAGAGAGUCCUGAAUAGGCCUCAUCAGUGUCCUUGGCCAUGUAUGUCACCCAAAGUAUCUAUUUUAUUGUAGGAAAGAGCAAAACGACAGACUUUAAAGAAAACCAUAAUGCUGAUUUGUGAGAAUGUCCCAUGCUGUCCUGUGGUCGUGAUGGUCAUGUUCUAUUGAAACAAACCAAAGUUGUUCUCCUGGCUGUUUGUUCUCAGUUUGGGAGAGGUGAAAUAUGUAACCAACAGCCUUAUCAAUACAGAUAACUCUUGCAUGUGAUUCAAAAGCAGGGAGAGAGAGGAUAAAAGGGAAAACAUAUACUUUUAUCCAGUAUAACAAUGUUUAUAUUUACUAAUCAAAAGUCAUUUCUAGGUGCACGUGUCUGAAAAAUGGGCAGUUGAUAAGGUAAAAUAUGGAGGAUUCGGAUAUGACUUGGUUUCAUUUAAAUAUGACUUCUGACAGACAUGUAUUGGAUAUUUAUUGUUUGUUUGUGGUGGUAGGAAAAAGUGUGGUCUUCAUAUCAUAUCUGUUGGUCCUGUUGAAGUCUUUUCAUAUGUGAAAAUGUCAUUUAAGGUGCAUUUGCCUCAGCUAGAUGGAUUAUAACUCCCCUUGAAAUGGGCCUUAAAAUGUUUACAUCCUUAUCAUAAUCAGGUGAAAAUUUACUGUCAAUUUUUACAUAGAAUAAAUAAGAACAGCUGAAGAACAUUUUAGGUGAAUUUCUUAAGAGAUAUUUACACUGAUGAUUUGCUUUGUGGCUUUUAUUUCAGUUCUGGCUUUUGAGCAGACAAACAGGACCUGCAGGACCUAAGCUUAAUACAUAAAAAAAUAUCAGCAUAAUGUUUUUUUGAGUGUGAAAAAGCUAAUGGUCUAUACAUUAGAUAAUCAAGCAAGUGAGUGUCAUGUGUCAACAAGUCCUACUGUCUUUGGAAAUCUGUUCUAUAUGUGUGACUUGUGUGGUGUCAACUGAACAUGAUGUACCGUACUAACAACAAUGAGAGACACCUAUAUUUCGAUUUUACAUGGUGAUAUAAACUUUUAGUUUUGUUAUAUGAAGUAAAUUAUUACUGUAUAGCAUCCAGAUACCUUAGGUACUUAAAAUGACAUUUUGCUUUUAAAGUGUAUAUAGUAUAUAUAUAUAUCUAUAUUUUAGUAAGUCGUUUGAAUGUGCUGGAAUGCUAAUAUCUUUUAUUAUUUGUACAGGAUGCCUCAAUAUUGCUCUUUCCCAUUGUCAUUUUAAUUUCCUUUUCUUUUUUCCCCUCUGUUGUUUUGGGUUUGGCAAAUGUGUUAUCAUGAACUGGCUGUGAAAUGAAAUGGCCUUAAGGAAUACUGUAUUGCAGGUUCAAUACAAGUUAAGCUCAAUCAACAGCAUUUGUGGCAUAAUGUUGGUUGCGACAAAAACUUUUUUUUUUGACUUGUCCAAAAUGUGAGAUUACAGUGCGGCACUUACAAUGGAAGUGGACGGGGCCAAUUUAUUGUGGGUUUAAGGCAGAAAUUUCAAGCUUAUUAUUUUAUAAAAGCACUUAUAUUAAUUCUUCUGUUAAAACCUGUGUAUUAUUUUAGCUGUAAACAUUGUUUUAGGGUUUGCAAAGUUGUAAAAUAGGUUAAGACUUUACACAUAAAAGGUUAGAAAGCAAUUUUAUCACACUAAAAUCAUGUUAGCUUGCAUAUUGUUUAUGUCUUGUGGUUAUACUUUUAAUGUUUACAGAUUAACCCAUUCACUUCCAUUGUACAUGCCUCACUGUAACCUUGAUUUUUAUUAAAAAUGUUUUUGUAGUUAUCAACAUUGUCACAAGUGCAGUCAAUUAAGCUCAACUUGUACUGAACCUUGAAUUUUCCUUUUAAUUGAGCUCCUAAAAUGGUCAUAAAACCCUAAAUGCUUAAAGCCAUAUAAAAUGACUAGGGUUUUAUGAAGACUAUAAAUAUUUUUUUUCAUCUAAGUAUUUCUUUAUUUUCCAAGGGACAUGGUCAUCAGAGGUCUGUGCAGGCCAUGGUGUGGUUUCCUUAGCCAUCUUUUUUUUAAAUUUUUGUACAGAUACAUCAUAUGCCUUAAAAUCAGAUACAACUGCUGCAAACAUUAUUUAAUGGCAAGUGUUAGGUAUGUACUGUAUGUACACUGGUUUUGACCCAAUAAUAAUACUGUUAUUGUUCUCUUAUUGCCCACAGGUUAAUGAAAUCAUUGAUUUGAUAGCAUAUUUUCCUCUGGAGCUAGAAUCAGUUUAAUGCAACAAAUGUGACCUGAAUUAGCCUUUGAGAAAAAUCAUGUGAGCUCAGCUUUAGGUAUCUGGACAACUGAGCUUGUUUGUGUUAGAUAUGAGAGAUGGGCCCUUACACUCAUUCCUCUGUCAUUAGAACUAUAAUUAUGGACAGACCAACUGUGCAUGAGGCAGCAAACUGCACAUGUUGUUUUCCACUAUUAUCUGAAACAAUUCCACAGGUUUAAAUGUAAACACAAGCAUAAAAACCUGUUCUAGUUAGCCCAACACAACUGAACCAACUAGUCAAGGUAUACAACUACACACAGGUGUUACAGUGGAUAGUUGGAUGCCAAUUUCUAAGCUUAAUCAGAUUGGUAAAUGUGUCACCAAUAUUUGCUAGGUUACGGUGUUGCAGCAGUUUCCUUUAAACUUCAUUGUUGUUUCUUAAACUGUUUGCCCAUUAAGAGUUAAGAGUAUUAUGUAAAUAAUUUAAAUUAGUUUUAACCAAAAACAGAUGUGUAUUUGUCAGUGUCAGUGUGCGCCUUCAGACUGGUAUGUCUUUUGUUUGUGCUUUAACUAUAUCAACUUAAAAACUGCAGUAAUGGGUUGAGUUUUUUAUCCACUAUUUGGUUAGGUGAUCAGUUUAAGAACUGCAAGGGAACUACUGUCUGUGACCAGAACGGAAAAUAAAUGUUUA